UGCCUGGAGUGGGAGGUGGGGAGAAGAGACGAGACUUUUUUUGGGUGCUCCGGCUCGCCAGUAGUUCCUCCAGUCUCAGCAGCCAACUCCGGAGACGCCGCGCUCUGCCCCGGAGCGCCAGCGGGAGGAGCGGCGACCCGCAGCCGGGAGCCCGGGCCCGGGCGAUGCUGGCGCCGCGGGCGGCACCUGCGGCUCCUCUUGGCGGCGGCGGUGGCCUCGGAGGCAGGAGCGCGGGCCCCAGCAGCCUCGGCAGCCACAGCCGCUGCGGCCCCGACAGCCUCCGCCGCGGUCGCCGCCUCUGAUGCGCCUGCCCUCUCCCGGCUACGCGGCGCCGGGAGGAUGUGGGUCCUCGGCAUCGCAGCAACUUUUUGCGGAUUGUUCUUGUUUCAAGGCUUUGCGCUGCAAAUCCAGUGUUAUCAGUGUGAAGAAUUCCAGCUGAACAACGACUGCUCCUCCCCCGAGUUCAUCGUGAAUUGCACGGUGAAUGUUCAAGACAUGUGUCAGAAAGAAGUGAUGGAGCAAAGUGCGGGCGUCAUGUACCGGAAGUCGUGUGCGUCUUCAGCGGCCUGCCUCAUCGCCUCCGCCGGGUACCAGUCCUUCUGCUCCCCUGGGAAACUGAACUCAGUGUGCAUCAGCUGCUGCAACACCCCUCUUUGCAACGGGCCCCGGCCCAAGAAACGGAGCAGUUCUGCCUUGGCCCUCCGGCCCGGGCUCCCCACCACCGUCCUGCUCCUCCACUUGGCCCUCCUCUUGGCUCACUGCUGAAGCUGAAGGAGAUGCGCGCCCCUCCUGCUUUGUUCUUCGGGCCCUCCGCUCCCUCUGCUCCCCAAGCUUCUCCUGGGUGUCCUGUUAUUCUGGGUGGGGAGGGGAGUGUGUUCUCUUUCGUUCAGUUCCUUUGUCACCGAAAGAGCUCAGUGUAAAAACAUUUUUUGUAAGCUCUGAAUAAAUUCAGUCUGAAUUUUCA
This is a messenger RNA of Lontra canadensis (Northern American river otter), 964 nucleotides long. It is a transcript of the gene LYPD1, whose product is annotated as LY6/PLAUR domain containing 1. Bases 340 to 765 code for a protein of 141 amino acids. Lineage: Eukaryota; Metazoa; Chordata; Mammalia; Carnivora; Mustelidae. Gene Ontology annotation, biological process: acetylcholine receptor signaling pathway. The record is from RefSeq and is a predicted model, not a curated record. Gene Ontology annotation, molecular function: acetylcholine receptor inhibitor activity. The transcript has 3 exons.